Condylostylus longicornis is the source of this 1842-nucleotide messenger RNA. Its product is annotated as alcohol dehydrogenase [acceptor]-like. Gene Ontology annotation, molecular function: flavin adenine dinucleotide binding; ecdysone oxidase activity. The record is from RefSeq and is a predicted model, not a curated record. Bases 1 to 1770 code for a protein of 589 amino acids. The transcript is spliced from 3 exons. NCBI's taxonomy places the organism in Eukaryota, Metazoa, Arthropoda, Insecta, Diptera, Dolichopodidae.
AUGCAACGAUCUCUUUGGAUAUUAAUAACAUUAGGAACAAUAUUUUAUAUUGCUCCUGAGUUUUUUAUAAGUUUAGGCAUUGUAAUAUUUGAGCUGUUUCUAAUUCUGGAAGAAUGUUUAUAUGAUAUUAUUUAUGCAUUUGUUGAGCCGCGGGCGGAAAUUACAUCUUAUGAUUACAUUAUUGUCGGCGCGGGAACUGCCGGUAGUUUAAUUGCAGCUAAUUUAUCAAGAUAUUUGAAUUGCACUGUUCUUGUACUAGAAGCAGGACCAUACCCAUCUAUAUUUCAUAAUGUACCUGCUUUGACGCCAUUGUUCCAUGGGUCACAAUACGAUUGGCAAUUUAAAACUGAACCACAAUUGAAAUCUUGCGGAAUAAUGGAAAAUAAUCAGUGUAAAUAUCCAGUUGGAAAAGGUUUUGGUGGAUCAAGUUUGAUUAACAAUAUGAUAUGGCAUCGUGGAAUAGAUGUAGAUUACCAUGGAUGGUUUAGUAAUUCAACUGAAUAUAAUUAUAAAAAAGAAAUAGAACCUUUGUUUUUUAAUUUAGAAUUGGAACUCAAACCCCAACCAUUAAGAUACGUUACAAAGUUAGGUAGACUAUUGGCAAAUUUAAGUAAUUCGAUGGAGAUAAAUUUUUUUCAACCUUAUGUCCUUCAAAAAACAGGGAAAAGAUAUACUACAUACACUUAUGCUAAGGAAAAAUCUAAUUUCAAUACAAAAUUCAUUGCUAAAGCAAUGGUUCAAAAAUUAAAUUUCGACAUAAAUAAUAAUAACCUUCGGGUAAGUGGAAUAGAAUUUGAAAAAAAUAAAAAAAAAUACAAGGUAGCGGCAAGAAAAGCAGUAAUAUUAAGUGCUGGAACAAUCGGAUCACCCAUAAUUUUGCUUAAAUCUGGCAUAGGUUCAUGUAGAGAACUAAAAGAGCUUAAUAUAAAAUGCUUAAAAGACUUACCAUCGGUUGGAAAAAAUUUGCAAGAUCAUGUUGCUACUGGAAUGAGUUUAUUUCAGUUUAAUGAAUCAUUAAACAUGAAUGUUAUAAGCCUGUUAAAGCCACAAAGCAUUUAUCAUUUUAUACAUCCUUUUAAUUCAGGCAAUGGACCCCUUACAACAACAGGAUGUGAACUUUUAGGUUUUUCUGAUGAUAAAAAAAUAGGAUAUAUGUUUAUGCCAGUUGAUGUUACUUCAGACAACGGGGUAAAAUUAAGACAUGCUAUGAAUAUUAGAGAUUCAGUAUGGAAUAAUUACUUUAAAAAAUUAUCAAAUAUUCAAACAGUUUCGAUUAUUCCUAUUUUACUCCAUCCAAAAAGUAAGGGCUGGGUAAAAUUAAGUAAAAUAAAUUCAAAAUAUGUACCUUCAAUAGAUCCUCAAUAUUUAACGGAAGAAACAGAUUUUAUAGAUUUACUUAACGGACUUCAAUUAAUGCGGAAAUCAAUCUUGGAAAUUCAAAAGGCAAAUGUAAAUUUAAAAUAUAUUGAAGAAAAAUUUCCUGGUUGCCAAAACCACACAAAUGAAGAUACUUAUUGGAAAUGUUAUUUAAAACAAAUGAGUUUUGGUAUUUAUCAUCCUAUUGGAACAUGUAAAAUGGGGUACGAUAGUUCAAGUGUUGUUGAUUAUGAUUUUAAAGUAAAUAAUAUAGAAGGACUUUUCAUAGUUGAUGCUUCAAUAAUGCCGAAUCUACCCAGUGGAAAUCCAAAUGCUGCCGUAGCCUUGUUAGCCCAAAAAUUUUUGAAUAUUCAUACAAAAAAUUUUACAUUAGAUAAAAAGUCAUCACAUUAAUAUUGGGUUGCUAUAUUACAUUCAGACUGAGUAUAUAAAAAAUUAAAAGAUAUAUAUACAUAUUUUAUUUUU